AUGGGCCUGUCUCCUCCAAAGGCCCCGGAGGUCCUGCAGAGUACCCAGAACAGAGAGUACCCACAGGACAGGGUGCCCACAGAGGAGAGUAACUACGGGACAGAGUACACACAGGACAGAGUACCCACAGGAGAGAGUACCCACAGGAGAGAGUACCCUCAGGAGAAAGUACCCUCAGGAGAGACAGGAGAGAGUACCCACAGGAGAGACAGGAGAGAGUACCCACAGGAGAGACAGGAGAGAGUACCCACAGGAGAGACUGGAGAGAGUACCCACAGGAGAGACAGGAGAGAGUACCCACAGGAGAGAGUACCCACAGGAGAGACUGGAGAGAGUACCCACAGGAGAGACAGGAGAGAGUACCCACAGGAGAGACAGGAGAGAGUACCCACAGGAGAGAGUACCCACAGGAGAGACUGGAGAGAGUACCCACAGGAGAGACAGGAGAGAGUACCCACAGGAGAGAGUACCCACAGGAGAGACUGGAGAGAGUACCCACGGGAGAGAGUACCCACAGGAGAGACAGGAGAGAGUACCCACAGGAGAGACAGGAGAGAGUACCCACGGCAGAGAGUACCAGUACCAGUCGGACCUGGCAGGAAGUCACAUGACGCCACUCUCCAGCAGCGCGCAGAGGACCGCAGCUGA
This is a messenger RNA of Knipowitschia caucasica, 648 nucleotides long. Lineage: Eukaryota; Metazoa; Chordata; Actinopteri; Gobiiformes; Gobiidae. The record is from the annotation of a GenBank genome assembly.